UCGAGGCUCCGAGACGACAGCAUGGGGAACGAUGGUGGUGUCAUCGCGGUCAAGCGCAAGUUCAUGCGCCAUGGCCAGCACAAGCAGCGCGACGAGCAGGCCGACCAGCGCACGCUGCGUGCGAAGCGCACGACCAUGUGCGCCUUGACGGACGAGCCGCUGGCAGCGCCGAUCGUGGCCGACAAGCUCGGCAACCUCUUCAACAAGGCGUCGCUCAUCGAGCGCCUCCUCGAGCGGACGCUGCCGCCGGAGCUGAGCUACAUCCGCUCCAUGAAGGACAUUGUCAACUGCAAGUUUUACGCCGACGAGACGUCCGGCCUUCGCCACUGCCCGAUCACGCUGCAAGUCUUCAACGGCAAGCACCCGUUUGUCGUGCAGAAGAAGUGCGGCUGCGUCCUCUCGGAGAAGGCGCUCAAGGAAGUCAAGUCCACCGAGUGCCUCAUGUGCGGUGCGCCGGCGCGCGAGAAGGAUCGGUUGGCUCUGCUGCUCCCCGAAGAAAAGGCCAUCGAGGUCAUGCUCACGCUCCACAAAAAAGACGAUGGCAAGACGACAGCUAUCCCAGCGCUCAAGCGCAAGCGCGACGAGCCUGCUGCGAUCGCAACGAACGCGCCCAAGUCCAAGGUUCGCGCCGUGAGCGAAGCCCUCGAUGCGGUCCAGGCCGAGAAGGAGAAGAGCGCGGUCUUUGCCUCACUCUUCUCGGGCGAAAAGUCGUCCCAGAAAUCGGCCAACGAUCUCUUGAUGACCGUCGGUGGCAUGCGCUACACGCUUUCCUAGUCAUCUUGUAUCUCUACUGCAAUUCCAACCAACUCUUACAUCCUACGCCUUGCCGAC
Messenger RNA from Saprolegnia parasitica CBS 223.65, 831 nucleotides. RefSeq lists its product as hypothetical. The transcript has a single exon. Bases 22 to 774 code for a protein of 250 amino acids. The record is from RefSeq and is a predicted model, not a curated record. Gene Ontology annotation, cellular component: nucleus. Gene Ontology annotation, biological process: mitotic DNA replication termination; site-specific DNA replication termination at RTS1 barrier. NCBI's taxonomy places the organism in Eukaryota, Oomycota, Saprolegniomycetes, Saprolegniales, Saprolegniaceae.